GUCGUCCUCGUCGUUAUCGUCAUUGUCGUCGUCGUCGUCGUCAUCGUUGUGGUUGUCGUCAUAUUCUCAUCCUUAUCGACAACGUACGCAGCCUGUGAUACUAUAAUAUACGCAAGUAUCACGAUAUUGCACGUCGUAUACCAUUACUGCUUCAAAAUUAAAAAGAAUAAUCUAUUAACCGUCGUUGUUCUGUCACAUUACACGCCAUUGGCAAAUAUAAAAAAAGAAAAGAAACGGAAAACAUUUAUCAUUUACCACAGUGGUUAAAAUUAGAAGAAUUUACAAUCAAUUCAUAUAUGAGCCAAUACGCCACAAGCACGUUCCUCCGUGCAGUAUUUGCGCAAGGGUGAUAUGUUAUUGGAGAUGGAGCAGCAUUCGGGUCUGAUAUCCCUGAAUAUGUCGCCGUUCCAUUUAAGCCCUCAGGGUAGUCCCCAAGGUGCGGCCAGUGCUGGUCAGCAACAGCAACAAGCGCAACAACAACAACAACAACCACAAUACGGUUCUUCACCGUAUGGGAAUUGCGCUCAAAGUCCUCCUACAACAAUGUGUCAUCAAUCACAGUCACAACAACAACCGCAACAACAGCAACAGUUGCCGGUACAUAAUCAGGCGCAUUCGCAGGGUAUUUCGAAUUUCGACGCCGCGUUUUUCGACUCCACCGCCCUUGAAGAACGGUGUCCCAUGUGCGGGGACAAAAUGUCUGGUUAUCAGUAUGGUCUGCUUACAUGUGAAUCCUGUAAAGGUUUUUUCAAACGGAAUAAUUCACCGUGUAGCAGUAAAAAAGUAUAUACAUGCCUAUUUUCGCCAACGGGAGGUGGGGGAGGUGGGGGCAGCGGCGGUGGUGGUGGCGGAGGUGGCGGUGGUGGAAAUGGUAACAACGGUAACAACGGUGGAACCGGUAGCUGUGGCGGCGGCGCAUCAUCGGCACUCGAGAUCGGAUCUUGCGGCAACAAGAAGGUGUACACGGGUCUGUUCUCGCCAACAGGAGCCGGAAGCGGCACUGGUGGCAGUGGAGGCAGCAAUGGCGCGGCAAACGGUGCUGGAGGUGGUGGUUGCGGCACAUCGACAGCCCUCGAGAGUAGCGGCAGCAAUUAUACCGGUGGCGGUGGUGCCGGUACCGGUGGUGGAGGAGGAACGGGUGGCGGCGGUGGUGCGGGUGCCGCUGGCGGUCGUGGGCCCACCGCAGGGAAUGCCUCUGCUGGUGGUAGCGGUAGCGGUAGUGGUGCGGCCAGCGGUGCAAGUGGCGGCGGAUCCGCUACGGUAAGCGGCAAUGUCGCGAUACCAACUACCACCUACUCAUUACCAACUGGUACCCUCUGUCAUCCCGGAUUGGGUCAGGUCGGGGUUGGUGUCGUGACCGGCUCGAUACCGUGUCCGUCCGAAUUCCCCGAUACCAAGGACAUCAUCAUAGAAGAACUCUGUCCGGUCUGCGGCGACAAAGUUUCCGGAUACCAUUACGGGCUACUCACUUGUGAAUCCUGCAAAGGUUUCUUCAAACGCACCGUCCAAAACAAAAAGGUCUACACGUGCGUCGCCGAGAGGUCCUGUCACAUUGACAAAACGCAAAGAAAGCGGUGUCCCUACUGCCGUUUUCAGAAGUGCCUCGAAGUCGGCAUGAAGCUUGAGGCCGUACGAGCGGAUCGGAUGAGAGGCGGUAGGAAUAAAUUUGGACCUAUGUACAAGAGAGACCGAGCGCGGAAGCUACAAAUGAUGAGACAACGGCAGCUGGCACUGCAAACGAUACGCGGCAGCCUCGGUGACCCAUCGAACUAUCCCUCCGCCGUAACGCCUUUCCUGCAUAUUAAACAGGAAAUACAAAUACCUCAGCUCUGGGCUGCCAAUUCCACCACCCCGAGUCCGAAGGCCUUCAACUUCGGCGAACAGUCCACACAAUCUCAUGGAGCCACUGGUUCCGCACCCUCUACCGCCACGUUGAAAACUAGUCCGAUGAUAAGAGACUUUGUGCAAACAGUCGACGAUCGCGAGUGGCAGGCAUCGCUUUUUGGAUUAUUACAAAAUCAAACGUACAAUCAGUGUGAAGUGGACUUGUUCGAAUUAAUGUGCAAAGUGCUCGAUCAAAAUUUGUUCUCUCAGGUGGAUUGGGCAAGGAAUUCUGUAUUCUUCAAGGAUCUCAAGGUUGAUGACCAAAUGAAGUUGCUACAGCACUCCUGGUCAGAUAUGUUGGUGCUCGAUCAUCUUCAUCAAAGGUUACACAAUAAUCUACCUGAUGAGACUACGCUUCAUAAUGGUCAAAAGUUUGAUCUCCUUUGUCUCGGCCUACUCGGGGUUCCUUCUUUGGCAGAUCUUUUCAAUGAUUUAUCGUCCAAACUUCAGGAACUCAAAUUCGAUCUUUCGGACUAUAUAUGCAUGAAAUUCUUGAUGCUGCUCAAUCAUGAAGUUCGUGGAUUAGUUAACAAGAAACAUGUACAAGAAGGUCACGAACAAGUUCAACAAGCUCUUUUGGAUUAUACAUUGACGUGUUAUCCUUCUAUACCGGAUAAAUUUAACAAGCUGCUAGCAGUAUUACCAGGAAUCCACGUGGUAGCGAGCAGGGGAGAAGAUCAUCUUUAUCAAAAACAUUGUAGCGGUGGAGCACCAACUCAAACUCUUCUUAUGGAAAUGCUUCAUGCUAAAAGAAAAUGAAACGAUAAAUUCAUUUGGCAUUUUUGCCAUGAAUUAGUCUAUUGCUAUAUCUCAAAAAUCAAGAUAGAGCUCCUUAUUGUCAAUGUGGACCUCAAGUACCUAUUAAGAGCUAAUAUACUAAUGCUUAGGUGUUGGACCAAGUUAAGGAGCUCUGGUUCAAAAAAUACCUAUGCAAACGAAUCAAGUAUAGACGUACAUAAUUUACAUAUAUACAUAAUAUAUGUAUUAUAAAAUGUAUCUAAAUAUAUAAACAUAAUGACAUAUAUUUUCUAUAUUUGAUGUUGAAGUUUUAGAGAUGUAUCCAUGAAGAAUUAUUACCCCUGUUGGUGGGUACAAGCGCAGGGAAACAGUAAGCAAGAUGCCUUGAAAACAGUACAAAGGGUGGUUAACAAAAUAUUGGUUAAAGGGCAGGCAAUUUUUGUCUAAAUAAGUAAAGCUAUUUUUCUAAUACUAGAUGCGAUUAUUUUUAAGCACAUACCACUGAAGCCUUGCUCUCAUUUUAACAAAAAGAUAAUCCUAAUGGUAACGAACGAAAAAAAUUGUCGACUCUCCAGUCAAUCGUGCUUCUGCAAGGGAUUCAAUGGGCAUACUUGAAUGACAGUAAAAUUUCAUGUGAUAUACUUAUAUAUAACAUAUAUACAUAUAUAUAUGUCGCACGGCCACCUGGGCAUCCUUAGAACUUCCUAUAAAAAAA
Messenger RNA from Apis dorsata (giant honeybee), 3337 nucleotides. RefSeq names its product nuclear hormone receptor FTZ-F1-like (gene ftz-f1). Gene Ontology annotation, biological process: regulation of transcription by RNA polymerase II; tissue development; hormone-mediated signaling pathway. NCBI's taxonomy places the organism in Eukaryota, Metazoa, Arthropoda, Insecta, Hymenoptera, Apidae. Gene Ontology annotation, cellular component: RNA polymerase II transcription regulator complex. The record is from RefSeq and is a predicted model, not a curated record. The transcript has 6 exons. Gene Ontology annotation, molecular function: zinc ion binding; nuclear receptor activity; RNA polymerase II cis-regulatory region sequence-specific DNA binding. Bases 352 to 2643 code for a protein of 763 amino acids.